UGUGGGUGGAAGGGAGAACAUGUCUGCGUCCUGUGUUACCAGUGAGAUGCUUCAUCACAUAAAACAAAUACCGAUAUUAUACACCAAGACUUCAUGUGUAAUCCGACAUAUUAGUACGUCGUGUUUACAAUGCAGCAGCCAACCGAAGAUGAGAGAAAAGAGCGCUCCACAGCAGCUGGUCGGAGUGGUCGGUUUGGAAAUCCAUGCCCAGAUUAACUCCAACAGCAAGCUCUUCUCGGGCUCUUCGGUUCGGUUCUCGUCUCCUCCAAACUCCCUGGUGUCAUUCUUUGAUGCAUCUUUACCUGGCACAUUACCUGUGCUGAACAGGCGGUGCGUUGAAGCAGCAGUGAUGACAGGGCUGGCUCUCAACUGUACCAUAAAUAAGAAGUCAUAUUUUGACAGGAAACACUACUUUUAUGCGGACCUUCCCGCUGGAUACCAAAUCACUCAGCAACGCCGACCAAUUGCUGUAGAUGGCACGCUGACUUACAGCCUCCUUGGAGGGAAGAAGAAGAGCCAGGUGAUCAGAAAAACGGCGCAGAUCAAACAGGUCCAGCUGGAACAGGACAGUGGCAAGAGUCUGCACGAUGACGUCCGGAGCCAGACGCUCAUAGAUCUCAACAGAGCAGGUGUGGGCCUAAUGGAGCUGGUGAUGGAACCAGACAUGAACUGCGGAGAGGAGGCCGCUGCAGCUGUCAGGGAGCUUCAGCUCAUCCUGCAAGCCCUGGGUACCUGUCAAGGCAACAUGUCGGAGGGCCAGCUGAGGGUGGAUGCCAAUGUGUCUGUGCACAGACCAGGUGAGCCGCUGGGCAUCAGGACUGAGGUGAAGAACAUCAACAGCAUCCGAUACCUGGCCAGAGCCAUCGACUACGAGAUCCAGAGACAGAUUGAGAUCGUGCAGAGAGGGGGGACGGUGCAAAACGAGACCCGGGCAUAUGAUUCCAAAUCAGGGCAAACUGUUUCCAUGAGGGACAAAGAAGGUCUUCAGGACUACAGGUUCAUGCCGGAGCCCAACCUGCCUCCUCUGACUGUGUACGAGGAUAACGCAUCACUGCCCACCGGCACUGAUGCGCGCCUGGCGGUGGUGGUGCAGAAGAUAAAGGAAGGGCUGCCAGAGUUACCCAGCGUCAAAAGAGACAGGCUGGUGAAGACGUACGGCGUCCUGCCAGAGCACAGCUACACUCUGGUGAACGAGGACGGGCUGACGGAGUACUUCGAGGCGGUGAUGAAGGCGACUAAGAGGGAUCCCAGGAAGGUGAUCGGCUGGGUGACAAAUGACUUGUUAGGCCACCUCAAACAAGAAGACGUGAGCGCGAGUCAGAGCCCAAUCUCUCCUUUAUCUCUGGCUGGGCUGCUGGAGCUGCAGGAAACGGGACACAUCUCCUCUCCGGUUGCCAAGCAGGUGUUCCAGGAGAUGUGUAGGUCAUCAGGAAAAAGCGCCCUGCAGAUCGUCCAGGAGAAGGACCUGGGUCUGGUCAGUGACGCUGCACAGCUGCACGACAUCUGCCAGAAGGUGGUGGACUCGCAUCCUGAUGAGGUUCACGCCAUUAGAAGUGGAAACAAGAAAGUUCUGAACAAGCUGAUGGGCCUGGUGCAGAGAGAGACCAAAGGAAGGGCUGACCCAGUUCUGGUGAGGGAGAUCCUGCAGCAGAAGACGUCAUGAAGGCCAGACGGCAAAAAUAGCAAGCGAGCGCUCAAGUGUCCUUGAGGAAACCAGACGGCGAUGUUUUAUGCAUCUGUAUAUAGACACUGACAAUUACAGCCAUAUGGGGGCUUUGGAGAGUUUGAUGAAGCCAUUUAUGACCAAGCCAUCAUGCUUAUUCUCUGUUGCUGACAUUAUAUUAUACUGGGGUCUCAGUCAUUAUGCUCUUUAUUUAUGAGUGGAAGAUACAUGUUUUAAAAGUAAUAAA
This is a messenger RNA of Cololabis saira (Pacific saury), 1910 nucleotides long. RefSeq names its product glutamyl-tRNA(Gln) amidotransferase, subunit B (gene gatb). The record is from RefSeq and is a predicted model, not a curated record. The coding region runs from base 20 to 1663 and encodes 547 amino acids. Gene Ontology annotation, biological process: mitochondrial translation; glutaminyl-tRNAGln biosynthesis via transamidation. The transcript is spliced from 13 exons. Gene Ontology annotation, molecular function: glutaminyl-tRNA synthase (glutamine-hydrolyzing) activity. Lineage: Eukaryota; Metazoa; Chordata; Actinopteri; Beloniformes; Belonidae.